Messenger RNA from Adineta steineri, 597 nucleotides. The record is from the annotation of a GenBank genome assembly. NCBI's taxonomy places the organism in Eukaryota, Metazoa, Rotifera, Eurotatoria, Adinetida, Adinetidae.
AUGUUGACACAUGAAUCUUCUGAUAAAAUUACAUCAUCCUAUAUUGAUGAACCACCAAUAAAACGUCAAUGUGGAAACUUUUUUUGCCAAUUAUACUUCGAUUCCAGCCUUGGUCAUUGGUCUUUUCUUGAGUUUGCUAUUCAACAAAGUCCUACUUACGAAGAAAUCCUUGAGAAAUGCAAAAAUGAGGAUGCAACAGUGAUCGAUUUUGGAUGUUGUCUUGGCCAAGAUACAAGACAACUUAUCUACGAUGGAGUGCCUGUCGAUAACGUACACGGUUAUGAGCUGGAUCCUUCUUUUAUCGAACAAGGUUAUGAACUAUUUCGUGAUGGGAAACUGAUGCAAACAAAGAAUAGCAUUACUACCGGUGAUAUAUUCGACGAUCAAUUUUUAAACACAAUUCAACCAGCCGAUUAUCUUUAUGUUGGUUCAUUUAUUCAUCUUUUUGACCGUGAGACACAAAAACAAGUAUGUCAUCGGCUCACUCGUAUAUGCAAACAAGCUAUUACUGGACGGCAGAGAUGGGCACGGUUCGGUUCAUGGACCGAACCGAACCGAGCCGAACCGAGCGGUUCAAACCGACACUUAUCAAGAUAA